CAACCCGUAGCAAUACCACAAGUCCUGGCGUCGAGCCCAUUCGAAUCCAAGUAUUCAUGCAAAACAACAUUGCCACUUUCCCAAAGUGCUAGAGAUCGUUGACACAUUGAAUAAAGUAUAUUUUGAGGGUUGGCCCCAAUGACUUCUGUGACACUAUCGUGAAGGCUAAAGCAUUACUGGCCACGUGACUCUAAUCAGCACAGCAGGGCAUGCGGUGUUCCCACCCCCAUAUUAUAACUUUAACACUCUUCUGCCCCACGUACGCUUCUUUUCCUUCUUUCCUUGUCUAUCAUCAUGUCUGCCGAUACACUACAACACCACCUUGUACAGCCCUAUAAAUCACUUGCCAAUAAAGCAUCCGAAGAAUACAAGCGAAACUAUGAAGAAUGGCAACCUAUUGUCGCUGAACUCCACGAGCGACUUGAGGAAGCGACGGCCGAAGGCAAAGAAAAGCACAUCAAGCUACACAAAAAGCGUGGACAGCUUCUUGCUCGUGAGCGUGUCGACCUCCUUCUUGACGAAGAUUCGCCCUUCUUGGAAUUGUGUCAGCUUGCUGGAUAUGGACAAGACGACAUGACGCUAGGUGGUUCGAUCGUUGGUGGUAUUGGUCUAGUCUGUGGCAUCGAGUGCAUGGUCAUUGCCAGUGUCCCCACUCUUGCAGGUGGCUCUAUGAAUGAGACAUCCGUACUCAAAGGUGGUCGACUUGCCCAAAUUAUUCAUGAGAACGGUUUACCUGUGAUCAACCUGACGCAGUCGGGUGGAGCCAACUUGGAGCAACAAUUCAAAGUGUUUCAUAGAGGUGGAGGCGGCUUCCGCAAUCAAGCUAUCUUAUCGAAGAGUGGUGUUCCGUCGUGUUGCGUUGUGUUUGGAAGUUCAACAGCUGGAGGUGCUUACACGCCUGGCAUGAGUGACUGUGUCAUCAUGGUAAAGAAGCAGGCUCAAGUAUUUCUGGGUGGACCUCCUCUUGUGCAAAUGGCCACUGGAGAGGUAACGGAUGCUGAGAGUCUUGGAGGAGCUGAUAUGCACUCUCGCAUUUCCGGUGUGAGUGAUCAGCUUGCGGUGGAUGAGUUAGACGCCAUUCGAAAGGCCAGGGAAUGGGUAUCCAAUUUGAAUUGGACUAAGGUUGGACAGCUGCCUCGACGCCAUCUGCUAAGCAAUUUCGAAGAACCACUCUAUCCUGCUGAAGACAUUCUCGGGGUUGCCUCUGCCAACAUUCGUGUACCAUUUGAUGCCAUGGAAGUCAUUGCUCGCCUUGUGGACGGAUCCCGCUUCACUGCAUUCAAGCCUCUCUAUGGCGUCAAUUUGAUAACUGGCUGGGCCUUCAUCCAUGGCAUUCCUGUUGGUAUCAUUGCCAAUAACAACGUACUGUUCACCGCCGAGAGUAACAAGGCAACGCAAUUCAUUCAGCUGUGUAACAUGAAACACACACCGUUGGUGUUUUUGCAAAAUAUCACUGGGUUCAUGGUUGGCAAGCGGUAUGAAGAAGACGGUAUUAUCAAGGCUGGAGCCAGAUUCAUCAAUGCUGUCAGUAACUCCACUGUGCCCGCCAUUACCAUCAUGAUGGGCGCCUCAUACGGAGCUGGUAAUUAUGCUAUGUGUGGACGAUCCUAUAACCCGAGAUUCUUAUUCUCCUGGCCAAACUCCAAGUGCUCCGUCAUGGGUCCCGAACAGCUUACGGGUGUGCUGGAUCUAGUGAUGCGCCAAGCUGCCAAAAGAGCUGGUAUUGAGAUCGACGAAGAAGUGGCCUCAACUCGAAAACAAAUGUUCCAGUCGUUGGUAGAGAGUGAAUCUGAUGUGUAUUACACUUCAGCCCGCAUGUUGGACGACGGUAUCAUUGAUCCUCGUGAUACUCGUAGUGUGCUUGGAUUCUGCCUCUCUGUGGUUUAUAACAAGGAAGUCAAAGGAGGCAAUCUAUAUGGUGUUAGUCGCAUGUAGACGAUCAGGGUAGAUUAGAGAAAGCAAAGGAUGCUAUAUAUUUGUAUUUAUCUGAUGAAAGAAACCCCAUAAUAUACUGUGUAGAUUGUUGUUCAGUUCACG
Messenger RNA from Umbelopsis ramanniana AG, 2037 nucleotides. RefSeq lists its product as uncharacterized. The transcript is spliced from 8 exons. Gene Ontology annotation, molecular function: ligase activity. Lineage: Eukaryota; Fungi; Mucoromycota; Umbelopsidomycetes; Umbelopsidales; Umbelopsidaceae. The coding region runs from base 295 to 1935 and encodes 546 amino acids. The record is from RefSeq and is a predicted model, not a curated record.